Molecule: messenger RNA, 1410 nt
Organism: Trachemys scripta elegans
Lineage: Eukaryota; Metazoa; Chordata; Testudines; Emydidae
Exons: 3
Coding region: 12-857 (281 amino acids)
Source: RefSeq, a predicted model, not a curated record
CCUCCUACCCCAUGGAAACCCUGGUGCUGGGAUGGAUGCCCAGGGCUGGACUCCUGCUGCUGCCCCUUCUCCUCUGCUUCGGGCCAGAGACCGCCGGGAGCAUCAACUCGGACGCGCUCAAAGCCAUCGUGGAUCACGUCCACCAGUAUCACCCUUCCCCCCCCAUCAUUCAGUAUGCAGUGGCCAUCUCCUUGCCGCAGUCCAUGUGCAACAGCAACAGCCCAAGUGAGCUGAACGAGCACCUGCCUGUGGCCGAGCUCCAGGCGAUGAAAUCCAAGCUGGAGACGGAUAUUCUGUACGAGGGGGAUCACAUCGUCGCCGCCAAACCUGAGAAAAGUGGCAACCGCUACCUGCACUCUGAGUGGCUGAUGCUCAGCCUGGACCAGAAUGGGGUGAGUCCCGUCUCCCGCCUCCUGGACAAGUCCCGGGGCCAGACCAAGUGCCAGGAGACCCGCGCCUUGGAUGAAAUGCAUGGCAACAACCGCUACCCCAGGUCAUUUCCAAACAACCCAUGCGGCUGGAACCGCUGCUUCGUCUUCUUCACCUAUUACGCCCCCUGCCUGAGAACCUGCCUCAGCUUGAAGGACGACCACCGCAUCCAGGAACUCAUGGACGGGAUCUUCAGCGCCAUAGAUGAAGACCAUCGUGCCUUGGCCUUCCAGGAGGUUUUCGAUCAGGACAUAAAUCGGGGGAAGCAGUUUGUAUGGAACUCAUGGCAAACGCUCUGUAACGUGCCCAUGUACCAGUGCAAUAACCAGGGCUGCCAGAGCUGUGAGGAGAAGGACGUCAACAAGAACUCCUGCCUAACAGCAGUGAAAAACCCAACCACGAAAGCCCCGAAGACAGCCCAUGGGUGAGGGCGCGAAGGUGGGAGGAGAAUGUAAGCUGCAAUGCAAUCAAUCAACAACCAACCCAUCCCUCCAUCAACCCAUCCAUCCAUCUGUCCUUCAACCUAUCCAUCCAUGAACCCAUCCGUCCUUCAACCCGUCUAUCUGUCAACCCAUCCAUCUGUCCAUCAACCCAUCCACCAAUCCUUCCAUCCAUCAGCCCAUCCAUCUGUCAACCCAUCCGUCCAUCAUCCUUCAACCUAUCCAUCCAUCUGUCUGUCAGCCCACUCAUCCGUUAGCCCAUCCAUCUGUCAUCCCAGCUGUCCAUACCUCUCACAUACCUCUCCUUCUAUUUCACUAUCUCAUUUCAAGGUGCCCAUUCCCUGAGUAUCUGGGCACUGGGUUUGGCCUGUGAUCUCUUCUCCCUCUCUUUCUGUAUCUCAUUUCCAGGGUGCCCAUGCCCCUGGUAUGUGGGCCCUGGGUUUCCCCUAAAAAUUUGUCUCCCUUUCCCAGUCCAGCAGAUGCACCUUCUCUGCCAUAUGAUCAACACCAAUAAAGCUUCAGAGCAGUCCUUGGCCUCACA